Gastrolobium bilobum is the source of this 3566-nucleotide messenger RNA. RefSeq names its product histone-lysine N-methyltransferase EZA1-like. The transcript has 18 exons. Gene Ontology annotation, biological process: chromatin remodeling. Bases 75 to 2738 code for a protein of 887 amino acids. The record is from RefSeq and is a predicted model, not a curated record. Gene Ontology annotation, cellular component: PcG protein complex. Lineage: Eukaryota; Viridiplantae; Streptophyta; Magnoliopsida; Fabales; Fabaceae. Gene Ontology annotation, molecular function: protein binding; histone methyltransferase activity.
UCGCUCUCUUCUUCUGCCUCAGUUCACAGUUCACUCCUCUCAUCACCUUCACCGUUGAUCAAAGUCUGUGCAUCAUGAACUCCAAUUCCAAAACCACCGGCUCUUCCUCCUCCGACCUUCAAAGACAACACGGAGAGGCAGAAAUAGACGCUGAUGGAACUUUGUUAUUGAAGUUGAACAAAUUGCUCAUGCAAAUCCAGGGAAAGCGAAUGAAAUCAAUCAGAUUAAUCUUAGUUAUGAUUCCACAGGAAAGAAUUAAGAGUAACGGGAAGAUUGUAAAACAUCACGUUUCAAUAGUCUUGUCAGCAAUAUCAAGAAAAGCCCCAUUGCAGACAGAGGAAAAUACCAAUCAAAUGCUUUCUUCAAGAAUUGACCGUCCUCUAUGUAAGUUCAGCGGUUUCUCUCAAGGUUCAGGAGACAAAGACCACGUUAACAGUCGGAACAUAUUAUCUGAAACAAGUAUCAAGAUUCCAUACAUCGAAAGAUUACCACCAUAUACAUUUUGGAUACAUUUGGCCAGAAAUCAGAGAAUGGCCGAAGAUCAAUCAGUUGUUGGAAGAAGACGUAUAUACUAUGAUCAACAUGGAAGUGAAGCCCUGGUAUGCAGUGACUCUGAUGAAGAGUUAUCAGUACCCAAGGAAGUUAAACACAACUUUUCUGAGGGUGAAGACCGACUUCUUUGGAUGGCAUUUGAGGAACAUGGGUUAACUGAGGAGGUAUUGAAUAUUGUCAGACAGUUUGUUGGGGGUACUAGUUCAGAAAUUCAGGAGAGGUACAAAAAUCUCAAGGAAAAGAAUAUGAGAAAGUGGGACCAGCAUUCUGAAGAUUCUGGACGAUGUGAUUCUCAUAUUGGCAUAUGUUUGGAGAAAAGCUUGAGUGCCACUUUAGACUCCUUUGAUAACCUUUUCUGUCGCCGGUGCAUUAAGAUUUUUGACUGUCCUCUGCAUGGCUGUUCUCAACCUUUAAUAUAUCCUAGUGAAAAGCAGCUAGUUUGGUCUGAACCUGAAGAUGACAGGAAACCAUGCAGUGAUCAGUGUUACCUGCAGUUAAAGGAUGUCAAUAUUUUGUCUGAAGAUUCAACUCUGGGGUCUUAUCAGGAUAACAAAAUUAAAACAAUGGAACAGGAAGCUGGGAUAUUGGCACCCUUCAGUUCAAAGGAGCCUGGUAAUCAGAGUACCAAAGCUAUCUUGCAGGAAGAAAGAUGCAAUUAUGUGACAGCAACACCUUUUACUACAGAAGUUGGUUGUCGCGGAGAUCUCAAUUCAAAUGUGCCUGUAUCAGAAAGUAUGGGGAAACGGAAGGUCACAAAUCUGUCAGAGUCAGCACUCUGUGACUCAACACGGCCUCCUGAUGAUUCUCAGGGUUCUUGUAAAAAGCUGAAAAGAAUCUCCGAUGAUAUUGUCAGGGACCUUAAUUUGGAUGCUUUGGGUGAAGAAAAACACCCAAGUACUUGUGCAUCUUUGAAAAGUUUUGUUGAACAUACUUCAAAUAAAUUAAUAGUUUCUAGUAACACUUGCCAUGGUGAGCAUGACAAGGGUGUUGAGGAUGGACAAAAGGAUGUCACAAAUGAGAGAGAAUUUAAGCAGUUGUCCGAUUCAAUUGAAGGACAAGUUGAUGAGAUGGCAUGUCUCUCAGAGUGGAAACCUCUGGAGAAAGAUUUAUAUUCGAAGGGGGUAGAAAUGUUUGGGAGAAACAGUUGCCUUAUAGCCCGGAACUUACUUUUUGGCUUGAAGACUUGCAUGCAAGUAGCUAACUACAUGUAUGCUGGUGGAGUGUCAAUGCGCUGCAGAUCCUUACCAAGUUCAAUCAUGGACAAAAAUGGAAAAAUUCAUGCAGAGUUCACAGACCAAGGGAUGCCAUCAAGGUCACGGUUUCUGCGGAAAAGGAGCAAAACUAGGAAAUUCAAAUAUUCUCGGAAGUCUGCUGGCCUCCCAUCUAUGUGGAGAAGAAUUGCUCAUGGGAAAAACCAAUUUUACAAGCAGUAUACACCUUGUGGAUGUCAGGGAAUGUGUGGAAAGCAAUGUCCUUGUGUUCAUAAUGAAACUUGCUGUGAAAAAUAUUGUGGGUGUUCAAAGUCCUGCAAAAACCGGUUCAGAGGAUGUCAUUGUGCUAAGAGUCAAUGCAGGAGUCGACAAUGUCCAUGCUUUGCAGCUGGACGUGAAUGUGAUCCGGAUGUCUGUCGAAAUUGUUGGGUUAGUUGCGGCGAUGGUUCAUUAGGGGAGCCACCUCGACGUGGAGAUGGUCAAUGUGGAAAUAUGAGGCUUCUUUUAAGGCAACAACAGAGGAUUCUUUUGGCGAAGUCUGAUGUUGCAGGAUGGGGUGCCUUCUUAAAGAAUCCAGUUAACAAAAAUGAUUACCUAGGAGAGUACACGGGUGAAAUGAUAUCUCACAGAGAAGCAGAAAAGCGUGGGAAAAUAUAUGAUCGCGCCAACUUUUCUUUCCUUUUUGACUUGAAUGAUCAGUACGUUCUUGAUGCGUAUCGCAAAGGAGACAAAUUGAAAUUUGCGAACCAUUCAUCAAAACCCAACUGCUACGCAAAGGUCUUGUUGGUAGCUGGGGAUCAUCGAGUAGGCAUAUUUGCCAAUGAGCACAUUGAAGCAGGUGAGGAGCUUUUCUAUGACUAUCGCUAUGGUCCAAAUCAUACACCACCAUGGGUUCUUAAACUCAAGUCUGAGGGUCCCAAGAGAGACGAGUCAGCAGUUUCUCAGGGCAGAGCGAAGAAGCACCAGUCUCAUUGAUGAGCCACAGCAAAGAAGGAUGUCGGAAAUUUUUCUCUGGAUAGAAGAUACUCAACAUCUGGACCUUGGUCCUUGGCUGUGAUUCCCAAAGUCCAGGAUGUAAAGUAUGUUCUAUCCAAAUCAUACUCCACCAUGGGUUCUUAAAAUCAAAUCUGAGGGUUCCAAUUCCAAGAGAGACGAGUCAGCAGUUUCUCAGGGCAGAGCGAAGAAACACCAGUCUCAUUGAUGGAGCCACAGCAAAGAAGGUUCAGGAUGCUAAUUUCUAUUUACUAUUGAAUUGUUUAAUCUCUUGCCUAUUUAUUGUUUGACUGCAUUUACCAUAAUUUUAUGCAUAUUAGCAUCUGUUAUUAGUAUCCUCAUGACAGUUGCUCUUUGGAUGUUUCUCAUAGGAUGUCAGAAAUUUGUCUCUGGAUAGAAGAUACUAAACAUCCUUGGACCUUGGUCCCCUUGGCUGUGAUACCCAGGAUGGACAGGAUGUUCUAUCCAGGGACAAAUUUCUGGCAUCCCAUAGGACAUACCCAAGAGCAACUGUUAUGAGGAUACUAAUAACAAAUACUAAUAUGGAUAGAUUAUGGGAAGAUUCAGUCAAACAAUAAAUAGACAAGAGAUUAAGUAGUUCAAUGUUGAGGGCAAUCAAUAGAAAUUAGCCUGUCGUUGUUUGAGGCAUAUACAUUUUUCUGUGUGCUUGAUGAUAAUUUUGGCAAUUUUCCUGAAUGCCAUAAAUCUUACCGUUAGUAAUGCUUAGAAUGCCUACAUAGUUUCAGCUGCCUUAUGUAAAUCACGUUUGAAAGCAAUUCUUUCUUUCGGGUAAAAAGGAAAUUAUACUUA